GGUUUUGUUCGUCUGCUCCUCAGUUUCUUCUCUCAGGUUUGCCACAGCUGUUUCCGGCGUCAGGCCAAUCUGCACCGCUGUGCUCAGUGUAAGUUUGCUCACUACUGUGACCGCACCUGCCAGACGGCAUGCUGGGACGAGCACAAGCAGGAGUGUGGAGCCAUCAAGAAGAUCGGGAAGGCGCCCGGCGAGCACGUCCGUCUGGCAGCUCGAGUCCUGUGGCGUAUUCACAAGAGCUCGGGCGUGGCGUCAGACAGUCAGCUGAUCUCUGUGGACCAGCUGGAGGACCACGUGUCCGACCUGCCCGAAGACGACCUCAAGCGGCUCAAGGCCGACGUCAGCACCUUCUUAGAAUACUGGUCCCACGGAAGAAAGAAGCACUCGGCCGAUUACAUCUCACACAUCUUUGGCAUCGUUAGUUUGAUUAUUAAUAUUUUUAUGAUGAGACUUGAUGAACGAGAACAUCA
Molecule: messenger RNA, 467 nt
Organism: Paralichthys olivaceus (Japanese flounder)
Lineage: Eukaryota; Metazoa; Chordata; Actinopteri; Pleuronectiformes; Paralichthyidae
Source: RefSeq, a predicted model, not a curated record